Chelmon rostratus (copperband butterflyfish) is the source of this 3240-nucleotide messenger RNA. It is a transcript of the gene lpar2b, whose product is annotated as lysophosphatidic acid receptor 2b. The record is from RefSeq and is a predicted model, not a curated record. Gene Ontology annotation, molecular function: lysophosphatidic acid receptor activity. Bases 349 to 1509 code for a protein of 386 amino acids. NCBI's taxonomy places the organism in Eukaryota, Metazoa, Chordata, Actinopteri, Chaetodontiformes, Chaetodontidae. Gene Ontology annotation, cellular component: membrane. Gene Ontology annotation, biological process: G protein-coupled receptor signaling pathway. The transcript is spliced from 7 exons.
GACGCGGGAGCAGCAGCAGCGGAGGAGGAUCGCGCCGCACCCUUUCUGCUCCACCUCGAACUCACCGCGCGGAUCACUGCGCACAGGUAACAACCGCUCGAGCCACCGGAAGCGAAGGGGAAAGUGGACACAGAGGGCGUAGAGAGUGACGCAGGACGUGACCUCAGGUAGGCCCGCGACACCACAUUGUUCUCAACUCGACGCGGACUCUCGAUCUGGAUUUACUUGACAAACGAGUUCACAGCCGCACGAGAAGAUUGAAGACCAGUGGAGUCCCAAACCUCCAGUCAGUGAAGGCCUCAGACUUCAAACUGGAUCCCUCCAGUCCUCACCUGUUCAGCUGAUGGCAUGCAGAUCUCCAACCCACCUGAGAGGCCCAGCGGAGAUCUCACCAUGGACAGCCUGACAGACAACACAACAGGAUGCUACUACAACCGCACCGUCAAGUUCUUCUACGAGGAGAGCGGCAAGAACAUCAGCGACCACUGGCGUAGACGUGACUAUGUUAUUGUCACUCUGGGCAUGUCGGUCUGCUUCAUCGUCAUCUUUUCCAACCUUUUGGUCAUAGCCGCCAUUUUGAAAAACCGGCGCUUUCACUUUCCCAUCUACUACCUGUUGGGUAACCUGGCUUUGGCAGACCUCUUCUCAGGUGUCUCCUACCUCCACUUGAUGUUUCAUACUGGUCCCUGGACCAUUAAACUGUCUAAGUACCAGUGGUUUGUGCGACAGGGGCUGAUUGACACCAGCCUCACAGCUUCAGUCCUUAACCUCCUGGCCGUGGCUGUGGAGCGCCACCAAACCAUCUUCACGAUGCAGCUGCACAGUACGAUGAGCACCCGGCGUGUCUUCAUCCUCAUGCUUGGCAUCUGGCUGGUGGCCAUCAUCAUGGGCCUGAUUCCCACCAUGGGCUGGCACUGCCUGUGCGACCUGCCAAACUGCUCCACCAUGGCGCCGAUGUACAGCCGCAGCUACCUGGUGUUCUGGGCCAUUCUCAACCUGCUGACCUUCACCAUCAUGUUGGCCGUCUACACCCGGAUUUUUGUCUAUGUGAGGCACAAGAGCAAGCAGAUGUCGCAGCACACCACCCAGAUGAGGCACAGAGAGACGGUGUUCAGCUUGAUGAUGACCGUCUCCAUGAUCCUGGGCUGUUUUGUGAUCUGCUGGACGCCCGGCCUGGUGGUGCUGCUGCUCGACGGUCUGGGUUGCGACGAGUGCAAGGUGCUGCGCUACGAGAAGUACUGCCUGGUGCUGGCCGAGUGCAACUCCUUCGUCAACCCCAUCAUCUACUCCUUCAGGGACAAGGACAUGAAGAAGACCUUCAAGGAGAUCCUGUGCUGCCUGUGCUGGCGGGGCAGCAAAAAGAAGGGCCGCUCUGCAGCUCACUUUAACACCCUGGAGCACGAGAACUGUAAGUCUGGUACUGACGAGCUGAUGGAGAGGAGCAAUGGGACGUCUUUCCUCCACGAAGGCUCGAAGGACAACCCUGCCCCUUCAGAAAAAUGGAAUUAACUCAAACAACGAGAAACUUUUAACACACUCAAGCCACACUGAAAUCUAGCAGCCUGUGUAUCCUCACGUAAACAAGCCUUGAGACCUGUUUUCCCUCAGCCAGCAGGAUGUUGUCGGGGUCAAAAACUGUUUAUAUAUAUUUUUUUUUUUUUUUGUCUAAGGAAACUUGACUUGUACCCCUGCUGCCAGCAGACAACACCUGCUCUGUUUGUGCACAGGGCAAAGAAGAAUUGAUCUUAAACUUCUGAUAUCACUUGGCCAACAUGAUGCUGCAGUGUCUUUCGAAUUAUAAAGGAAGCACGUGGCUCAUUUGCCCUCCUUCAUUGACCUUCAGCAGACAUAAGGAGACAUACCGUCCAUUACUGGGCCAUUUAAACAACAUGGGGGCACAUUGAAGAGCUCAUUUCCUGUUGGGACGUAAAUGAACUUGCAGCUUCUCCUAAACAGAUGGUGGUAGAAGAAGCGACGCUAACGGCUGCUGAACAACUGGGACGUGCUGGGAGCGCGUGGAGGAAGUGACUGAAAAUGUGUCGCAAAGCAGAAAUAUCUGCACUGUUGAGUGCCGUUGAGUUAUAUGAGAAGUGGCUCAUGCCACAAAUGGCUUUAGUAAUAACCUCAUGAUGGGUUAAUGUGCAUGUGAGUUUAAGAGGAGCGCCGAGUUAAAGCUAAUGCAGUCUGCUGCAAAUCCUCCCUGCAUGAAGGGAAUGGAUGUAGUUUGUGGUGCCUUUGAACUGCAUUGUAUUAUGCAGAGAGUUGUUACUGUUAUUUCACCCUUUACUGGCUCAAUUUUUAAUCAAGAGGCAAUCUGGCAGCUCCUUAGUUAUUCAAGUAAAUGGCUCAUUACUGAUCUAAAAGCAUAAUUACUGAGUUAUGAACGUUAAUAAAGCCUUGGUUAGAAUUUAUAGUCCUGUUUUAAAGUCUUCUUGUACCUCUCAACAUAUUUUCUUUUUAUCAUUGUCUCGCUCUGUGGUUUUGCUCAGAUUUGCCGGAUGUUUGAGGUGUACGAGACUUCACAGAAUGGACACAAAUGUCCCGAUGUGCGUGUCACAAUGCACUUUUUGUGUGUGUGUGUGUGUGUUUUUAGAUUCUUUUCUUAUGAAUAUCAAAGCAAACUCUGACUUUAAUGGAGGAGAUCCUGUUUGUGCCUUAAUCCAGCAUCACUUAGGAACAUCUGCGGUUAAAAGUCAUGAACAGCUGUUUUGCAGUUCUGCACAGUCUGCCAUAAGCUGUUCCUUCCUCCAGUUUUUCCUUCUUAGUUGGAAUGUUUUGUUGUUCUUUUUUUGUCGUCUCUGUGCUGUAGUGACACAUAACAUUCAUUUGUAAAUUGUGAUGUAAAACUUUAUUUAUGGUCGCAUUGUAAUUGUAGAUAUGAUGUACAGUAUUUAGUGCACAUCAACAGAUUUGACAUCAGAGGCAACUCAAGAAGAAAAAAACUGCAUAAAGGGUAAUCAAGCUUUGUUUUUCAGUAGAGUAAUAUUCAGAAAUGUUUACGUUUUCAGAUGAAUCUUUCCUUUCCGCAAACAGGACAAGUGUGAGAUUAGCGAUAUGAAGCUUUCGGGUAAAUAUACCGCACCCGGUUUAUGUUAUCAUUGAGUAAAGCUAAUAUCGAGAUGUUUAUAGAUAUGAGCCGUUUUGACAGACGCUGUGGUUUUUGUUUCCUGUGUCUCGUUUUCAGCCGAGAUAACCUGCCCUCAGUAACUGACAGUGACUCCAUUAAAAGCUUUGAAUAUU